GCCAUUCACUUGGGAUUAGAUUCGCGAUCGUCCACUGCUUCUGUUGGUAUAAAAAGACAUCUCUGCUCUCGUAUCAAUCAGAACUAGAACGAUCUUCGACUCGAUCGCAUACCAGCAUCAAUCCCAAACCUCCAACCAGCAAUCAUGAAGUGCAUCGCAGCUGUAGUCAUGGUGGCUCUGGCCGUCGUCGCUGAGGCCGGUAUUGCUCCGGUGUCGGUGGUCUACUCCGCUCCCGAGACGACCGUCGUCCAGCAGAACGUGGCUCCGAAGUACGUCACCGCUUACGCUGCCCCGGCCGUUACCUACGCCAGCCACGCCAGUGUCGCUCCGGUCGCUGCCUAUGCUGCCCCAGUUGCCACCUAUGCUGCCCCGGUUGCUACCUAUGCUUCUCCCAUCUCGUACGCCGCCCAACGCACCGUUUUCCAGGCUGCCCCUGUUGCCUAUGCUGCCCCGACUGCCUACGCUUACGAUCAAGGAAACUACGUCCAGGCCGUCCAGGCUGUCCCGACCGUCUACGCUCAGGUCCAGAAGGAAGCUCGCUAUGUGGCCGCCAACCGUGGUGCUAUCCAUGAGGCUCCUCUGGCCGGACACGCCGUCAACCAGCAGUCGCUGAACGUUGAGCCAGCACCCGGAACUCUGUAAACCUAAUUUAUUGUCAUAAUAAAAGCCCUGUGACAUGGAUUGAAUGAUCCUGAACAAAUGUACAAAA
This is a messenger RNA of Anopheles stephensi (Asian malaria mosquito), 709 nucleotides long. RefSeq names its product adult cuticle protein 1-like. NCBI's taxonomy places the organism in Eukaryota, Metazoa, Arthropoda, Insecta, Diptera, Culicidae. The record is from RefSeq and is a predicted model, not a curated record. The coding region runs from base 145 to 642 and encodes 165 amino acids. The transcript has 2 exons.